Messenger RNA from Echinostoma caproni, 762 nucleotides. The record is from the annotation of a GenBank genome assembly. NCBI's taxonomy places the organism in Eukaryota, Metazoa, Platyhelminthes, Trematoda, Plagiorchiida, Echinostomatidae.
AUGACGAAUCAAAGGAUGUCAAGACAUCUCGGCUCGUACGACCAUGAAUAUCAGGUGGAGUUACCGAAACGUGAGAUCCUUAGAUUCGACGGCAAUCCGAAAUCUUACUGCGCAUUUAUCAAGCAGUUCCAUUCCAUGGUUGAAAAGAAGACAAAGAAUAACGAAACCUGCCUCACCUACCUGAUUCAGUAUUACGAAGGAGAAGCAAAGAAGGCAAUUCAGCAUUGCAUGAUCUUGGAACCGGAUGAUGAACUCAUGCGAGCCAAAGAAAUACUAAAGAAGAGGUUUGGUCAAAGUUAUGUGAUCGCCCGAGCUUUCAUCGAUGGCUUGAUUGAUGGCCCUCCAAUAAGAUCCGACGACACCAGGGCAUUAACCACCCUCAGCCAACAGAUGCAAGCCUGCGUUGCUACCCUGAGACAACUAGGGUAUCCGUCAGUCUUGAAUUCUAGUCGAACCAUGGAGGCGAUUGUCAUGAGGCUGCCUUCUCAGUUGCGCUUCAAAUGGGCUGAAGUCGCCACCACCUUGAUGCGCCACGGGAAAGAACCUCAGUUGGAUGAACUGGCGUCGUUCAUUGAAGAGCGGGUUGACAUUGUAAGCAGCCGCUUUGGAGAAUUGGCUGUUACUCUUAAGGGCGACCACAGUAUCAGACAUGUACUCACGUCCAGAGGCACGCAAUUUGGAGUCCGUCGAAACAUCCAUACUGCAACGAUUAUGGAAAUGAAGAGUAACGACAAGUCAACCACAAACCGGUGCACGAUCUGA